UAACAUGCAAAAUAUACCGAAGUCAGGAGUGACCAGAGCAGUAUCUAUCUGCAGUCCACAAUCUGUGGAAAAGGAGCAGCCAAAACCUCGCAGCGCCUUGCUGCCGUCCUCUCUGGAGGCCAGCACAGUCCAUGAAUUGAACCAUCCACCCAAACCAAAGGGCAAGAGCCAAGAAAGCCUUAAAACCACUUCUGCUCACACCGACCCAGGCGCAGAGGACCUUUGUGCUGCAAUCCUCAUGGCCUGCCUCUUCUGCCACCCACUGGACUGCAUCCUGUCCACGCUGAGGGGGUUUAACGGGUGCGCCUGGUGGCUGUGCUCGUCCUUCUACGACUGCGAGCCUCUCCUGGGGGUGAUGCACCACUGCAACCUCUGCGGGUGUCUGGGUGUUUCUCGCUGCUUCCAGAGCGACUGUCCGCUGUGCGACUUGUGCCUCCAGGCUACAGAAUGCCUGGACCUCGCUAUGGAAAUCUCUCAGAUGCUUUACCACUGA
Molecule: messenger RNA, 493 nt
Organism: Maylandia zebra (zebra mbuna)
Lineage: Eukaryota; Metazoa; Chordata; Actinopteri; Cichliformes; Cichlidae
Source: RefSeq, a predicted model, not a curated record